UUGUUCCGUUGUUCCGUCUCUCUCUUGUAUUCUGCGGUUGAGGGGAUUUCUCGGCCAAAUUUCUCCAUAAAAAGUCAUGGCCGAAACCCCACCUCAUCCACCCGUAUCGGAGCCGCAGCAGCAGCCUCCUUCACAAUACUGGUGCCACCACUGCGACAAGCGAGUCUCCGUCGAAACCCUAACCAACAUAACCGAACUGAUCUGCUGCGACUGCAAGACUGGCUUCGUCGAGUUGAUGACUGCCGCGUCCGCCCCUACAACGUCGCCUCCAACACCUCCGGCUAAUCUUCACAGCCAAGAUCCCUCUUUUAGCCUACAAUUCCUUCAGGUCUUGCGGUUAAUCGCUCAAUCUGCGCGUGACGAAGACGCGCCGCCUCCUCCUCUUCCUCAGCCUCCGGAUUCUGCCUCAGAUACGCCUCCCCCGCCCCAAGGUGAGGGCUACCUUCGGAUUGAGCUCGAUGGAUGGGAUAAUGACAAUGACGAUGAAGAUGACGACGAUGACGAACUUGAAUUCAGUAACAUCGAUGCAGAUCGAUCUGAUGAUGAUGAAAUUGAGGAUGAAGAAGACGAUCCCGAUCGGGAGGAAAAUGAGGGAGAUCGCCGUAGAAGGCGCCGAGACAUCCUUCGGCUCCGCAUCAGGGAUUUCGCCUCUCGCGCUACGAUCGGAGAGAACCGGAACCGGAUCUUGGACUGGUCCGAGAUCCUGAUGGGGUUGGAAGACAACUCGAUUGAAUUGCGAAUGGGAAUGCCUGAAUUGGACGGUUAUAUAGGGAAUCCUGAGGAUUAUGUAGAUGCUGCGGGUUACGAGGCGUUGUUGCAGAACCUGGCGGAGAGCGAUGGUGGAGUGAGGAGAGGAGCGCCACCUGCAGCGAGAUUUGCAGUGUCGGCGUUAGAGACUCUGGAAAUCACGCUGGAGGAGGAGGUUUUUGUGUGUGCGAUCUGUAAGGAAUCCGUGCCAGUGGGUGGAACCGCGAAGAAAUUGCCGUGUGGGCAUGGGUACCAUGGGGACUGUAUUGUGCCAUGGUUAGGGUCGAGGAAUUCUUGCCCUGUUUGCAGAUUUGAGCUGCCGACGGACGAUUCCGAGUAUGAGGAGGAGAGAAAGAAGAGAUCGACGGACACUGCCGCUGUUGGACCAUCAGGUUCCGGUAGCAAUAAUACCGAAUCUGGUUAAUGGGUACCGUAUGUUUGCAAUAUCUCCGGUUCGCUCCCUCUCUCUCUCUCUCUCUCUUUCUCUCCCCUGUAGUUUUUGUGUGGAUGAACGUAGAGAUCCAGAAACCAUAUGUUUGCUUUUCUUUAUUGCAGUGUAAAUAUUUCCACUUCAAAUCUUGAUUCCCCUGUUUUGAUAAUAAUUCUUGUAGGAAGAACCCUCUGUGAA
This is a messenger RNA of Telopea speciosissima, 1375 nucleotides long. Its product is annotated as E3 ubiquitin-protein ligase CIP8-like. NCBI's taxonomy places the organism in Eukaryota, Viridiplantae, Streptophyta, Magnoliopsida, Proteales, Proteaceae. The record is from RefSeq and is a predicted model, not a curated record. Gene Ontology annotation, cellular component: cytoplasm. Gene Ontology annotation, molecular function: ubiquitin protein ligase activity. Gene Ontology annotation, biological process: protein ubiquitination. The transcript has a single exon. Bases 77 to 1171 code for a protein of 364 amino acids.